This is a messenger RNA of Marasmius oreades (fairy-ring Marasmius), 1673 nucleotides long. RefSeq lists its product as uncharacterized. NCBI's taxonomy places the organism in Eukaryota, Fungi, Basidiomycota, Agaricomycetes, Agaricales, Marasmiaceae. The record is from RefSeq and is a predicted model, not a curated record. The transcript has 5 exons. The coding region runs from base 110 to 1612 and encodes 500 amino acids.
UCGAGUGUUGCAUCCCACAUUAUGUCCAAAACGUUGAUGCCUCAUGCAAACCUGGUUCGCUCUUUGACUCUCCCGUCGACUUUACUGCGUUCUCGUAAAGGGUUCGACGAUGGAUAACAUGGGAAAUUUAUGCGUUGAACUCAUCCUAUAUUUGAUUCGUUGGCUCGACUCAAAAGAUCUCAAAAACAUUCGCUUAGUAAACAAGAACUUUAGUGAUACGACAGAACAUGCCUUUUGGAGCACUCAAACUGUCAGAAUCAUCAUGCGAGAGGAGUCUCUGGAACCAGGAAUCAGAAAAUUCGAGGAUUUCAGGAAUAAUAUUGUUUCUGCUGGAAAAAUACAGCGGCUGAAAAUCACUUCGUCAGUCAAGGACACGGAAGCAGCAGUAAGGUUACUGGAGGCGGGUCUACCUGAGGCGCUUUGUACGUUGCAAGGUCUUCGGGCCAUUCGUUGGAAAGUGACUUCGGAUGACUUGCCAUGGAUUCAAGGAGCAAUUCUCCAGUCUCUAGCUUCACUUCCUCUGGUAACCAAACUCUUCCUGUACACGAACCGGGAGGAAAAACAACUACCUCCGAUAUCCUUUGAUCUCUUUCGCAACGGAAAGCUGGAAGAGCUAUCAGUUUCAGCGCGGUUCGCUGAUCGAAAGCAUUAUAUAUCGUCAUUAUCCAAACUCCUCGUACAAAAUCCCAAUAUUGCUCUCUUACACCUCCACGCACAUAAUCAUGAAGACCAGAUACCUCUACGAUUUAAAGACCUCUUUUCUACAUCGUUUCCCCAGCCUCUGCAGUUGAAGUCACUCUCUGUACAUGGCUCGUGGCUUAUCGAAUUCCCUCACGUUAUCACUCACCUUCAGUCUCUAUCUUCACUCGAAAUAUUUGACUGUCAAAGGAAUAACGACUCGGAUUUUUGGGGAACCUUGCAGACUCAGAAGGUACAUAUCCGGCAUAUCAGCACUUCUAGGAUUCACGAUGAGUUGCUCGACUACCUUUCCUCCUUUUCCGGCCUCAAGACUUUGAGGAUAUCCGUUCCUUCCGUGUUAUUCCAUGAAACGGCUGGUCGUCUGGCUCAACGAUUGUAUGGUCAAGUUUUAUCAAAGCACAGGUCGACGCUCCGAAACGUUGUCAUUCACCCUUUCCUUACCUCACGAACGUGGUAUAUCGGAUCCUGGAACAUGAACGCCUUUGAUAACUGCUCACAGCUGAGAUCGCUUCGUGUCCGUAUCCACGAGGAAAAUAUUUUUGAGUCUUCAGAUCUGGAGACGCAUGUUGUGGCUGUUCUUGUUCGACGUGUUUCAGCGUUACCGGCAUUGCGCACCCUUCGCCUUGAGCCCCAGUAUUUGUUUCACAGCCAUGGUUACGCGAGAAGCAUGACCAGAAGCAGGGAAGGAACGGCUCUAGUAGAGAAUAUCUUGCAGAACAUGAAGCUAGCUUUGACUGAGUUACCGCGGAUGAAGGUGGUUCAUAUGAAGCCUUACGCUCACGCUGAACCUGCGCGCUACCUUCUUGAGAUGGUCCAUCUUGGUGAAGUGAGACUCAGAAGUGAAAAUCCCACGGAAUCAACUGGCUCUUCGCUCGCAAGUACCACGGAGGCCAGUACCGAUGUUGCUGUAUAGGCCGUAUCCUUAUACGAUGUGUACGACGCACAAGAUGAUGGUCAAUGACACUGCCUCCGAG